AUGCGCGCCUCCAUCCUCCCCAUCCUCGCCCUCCCCCGCCUCGCCCUCGCCCAGAACAGCGACCGCCCCCGCUGCGUGGCGACCUGCAUCACGAACAACCUCAUGUCCUCGCACUGCGACGGCGACGAGCAGGGCGCCGCCCUCGACGAGUGCACCUGCGCCGCCCUCAGCGGCAGCCCCAUGAUCGCCUGCAUCCGGGACUGCACGCCCGCCGACCAGGGCCAGUACGCCGCGCAGCUGCCCGGGCUCUGCCGCGACAGGCUGCUGCCGGACGCCGAGGGCGCGAGCGGCGGCGGCGGUGGCGGUGGCCAUGACGAUGACGAUGACGAUGACGACCAGACGACGACGACGACGGCUGCUAUUCUUACUACUACCAUGACCUCUCCUUCUGCCACGACUGCUGCCGGGGGUGACACGGCUACUGGGACGGAUGCUGCGGCGGCGGAGACGGAGACGCCGGCUGCCGGUGUGGGGAACGAGGUGCCCGUUGCGUUGGCCGCGGGACUGUUCGCCGCGCUGCUCCUUUGA
This is a messenger RNA of Verticillium nonalfalfae, 528 nucleotides long. RefSeq lists its product as uncharacterized. NCBI's taxonomy places the organism in Eukaryota, Fungi, Ascomycota, Sordariomycetes, Glomerellales, Plectosphaerellaceae. Bases 1 to 528 code for a protein of 175 amino acids. The record is from RefSeq and is a predicted model, not a curated record. The transcript has a single exon.